Lingula anatina is the source of this 5649-nucleotide messenger RNA. RefSeq names its product ras guanyl-releasing protein 3. Gene Ontology annotation, molecular function: calcium ion binding; guanyl-nucleotide exchange factor activity. Gene Ontology annotation, cellular component: plasma membrane. Gene Ontology annotation, biological process: Ras protein signal transduction. The record is from RefSeq and is a predicted model, not a curated record. NCBI's taxonomy places the organism in Eukaryota, Metazoa, Brachiopoda, Lingulata, Lingulida, Lingulidae.
GAGACAACUGCAUUGACCUGAAAUGCAUUUUAUUAUAUUGUUUUCCUCAGUACUGGCUAUAUGAGUGCUUUGCAGUAAAAUGUGGGUUCACAAAUUCAUGGAGACCAGGAGUAUAUGCAGAGAGGGCUCGGAUACAAGGCUUCAUAUGAUUUGAUGCAUGAUUUAAACAGAUAUAAACCAAACUGCAAUAUUGCAUGAUUGACCUGGAUUGUAAUUGAGCUGCAGGCCUCAAUUGAGUCGAGAUUUUCUCGUGGCAGUUCUCAGAAUUGGUAGCACAGGGCCGGGGUUUCUGAUUUCUGCCUGUCAUGUCUGAAGAUCAUGAGAGUUAGAAAGUUAGAAAAUAAGGGUGUAUGCGCAGGCUCAAGUAUGAAGUUAGUCUAUAGAACAGCUGCAAGUACCUGAACUCGAGUUAGGAUGACAACUAAAUAGGACAGGGGACAGCUCACGACUGGAGUCCACCAUCUGCUGAUUAUACCUUUUGUAAAAAAGGCUACGAUUUGGAUACUUUGGUCAAUAAAACUAUGUGUGUAAUUGCAUAGAAGUCAAUGCGAGACAUGGCUACCUACUUGUUAAAUUACUUAGCCAUCAGCAAGCUUAAGCAACACUUGCCAAGUGGAAUGGUUGGGUGCAAAUUGAUUGAGUACUCCAGCGGGACAAUGUUGGAAAGGGACCCGAGUUUUCUCCUUCAUUCUCAGAAAAGUACUCUUGUGCAGAGGUAUGUCAUCUAACAUGGAGUCAAAAGAGAAAACAACAAAGGAAAGUGGGAGAGUUAAGAUGGAUAAAAAGGCACACCCUCAUGUUGAUACCUUGUCAAGUGUGGUAGAUUCAAAGGAAAAAUCACCAAAGGAAGGUAAAGGAAUAGUGGAUAAAAAAGGUUCAAAACCACCAUCCUUAUCAUCGUUGACAAUUAAACAAAAUGGAGUUAAUUCGCCUUCUAGCCCAGCCAGCAAAUCCCCAUCCGCUGGAUCGAGUCAAAGUGGAAGCAGGUCACCAUCACCGUUUGGACAGCGCCCAAGAUCUCCAUUGUUUUUUGGACACAGUACAUCAAAAUUGACUUCUUCACCAGCUAACAGUACUCCUUCUCACGUUCCUUCCAAGUCCCCCAGUAGUGUUUCUGUUGAUGGUGGUCAUAAAACACAUUUUCCGUGGACCAAGUCUUCUUCUUCAGAUGGGCCCUCACAAAGCCCAGAUCCCGAUGCUGUGGCACCUUUUUCUAGGGACACUGCUAGUGCCAGUGAGAUUCUUACUGUCAGUAAAGAAAAGGGGGGAAAGAGAGAAGCGCGGAAAAAGCCAGAAAUCAGAAUACAAUUAACAGAACCUCCAAUGAGUCCUAAAAGAGGUCAAGAGAUGUUCGAUAAUCGCGUGAACCAAAUGCGCCUCAGUUGCUUGGAGGAUGACCGUCCAGCCACUCCUGUCUCUCCAGGUAUUGGGAUUCGAACAGCGACCAUCCAACAACUAGUGGAAGCAACAGUUGAUUCAUUUGAUGAAAAUGGCGCAGUAAUAGACAGUACAGACUUCCCCAGAGUCCUGUUCCUUAUGCAUAGAUGGUUCAUCUCAUCUGAAGAGUUAGCUCAGAAGUUGAUAGAAGUUUACCAGAGCUGUGAUAGCUAUGUGAUAUGUGAGCAGACAUGUCAGCACACGAGUUCCGAGGGAAAUAAGUGCCGGCGGAAUCAGUUCAAGGCCAGGGUAUGCCAUGCUGUCAGGUAUUGGAUCAAUAAUUUCCCAGUCCACUUUGAUCCCAGGGGGGACACCAAGCUCGCAGCAGUGGUCCACAACUUUGAAAAGGUUAUACAGGCAGAAGGAAACAAUAAGUUAAAAGCAUUAGUUGACAUAUCAAAAGUGCCAUCCUAUGACUGGAUGAGAAUUAUCUCUGUGCGAAACCCCAGCACGCGCUCACAUUCCAGAAAAGUCUCUCUCGUUUUCCAACACCUCCAGCCCAAUGAAUUAGCCGAGCAGUUGACUUUCUUAGAAUAUAAAGCAUUUAGAAGAAUCACAUUCACAGAUUUUAAAAACUAUGCAGUCCAGGCGUCUCUGAAAGACAAUCCAAAGCUAGAGCGGUCUAUUGCUCUCUUCAAUGGGUUAUCUCAAUGGGUUCAAUGUAUGGUUCUCAGUAAAACCACUCCAGAACAGAGGGGGCAUGUGAUACAGAAGUAUGUCAAUGUAGCCAGGAGAUUAAGAGAGCUGCAGAACUUCAAUACAUUAAUGGCUGUUGUAGGUGGUCUCACCCACAGUGCUCUGGCAAGGCUCUCCAAGACCAACGCUUGCUUGAUACCAGAAACUCAAAAGCUUUUAGGAGACUACACAGAUUUACUGUCCUCCAGUAAUAAUUUCAGUAACUACAGGAAAACCCUUUAUCAAUGUAAAGGAUUUAGAAUACCCAUAUUGGGUGUUCACUUGAAGGAUCUCAUUUCACUAAAUACCGCAGUCCCAGACCGAGUUGACAACCUCAUUAACUUCCGCAAAAUGGCUCAGCUGGCGGCCAUCUUCUCCGAGUUGACAUAUCUCCAAAGUAUGCAGCAACAACAACUGCCUUUUGAUACCAACUUAGAUUUGGCUAACAUGCUCCGGUGCUCUCUAGAUCUGAAUUAUACAGAUGAUGAUAUAUAUGAGCUGUCUCUUGCCAGGGAACCAAGAAAUUCACUGUCUUCACCCCCGACUCCAACCAAACCAGUUGUGUUCGCAGACUGGGUCGCAGGCAUCAGUCCUCCCGAUCCCGUACUUAUCAACAAACAUGUCAACGACAUGGUGGAGGCCGUGUUCAAAAACUACGACCUGGACAGAGAUGGGUUCAUUUCACAUGCGGAAUUUGAAGAUAUUGCUGGCAAUUUUCCAUUUAUUGAUUCUUUUUGUGUCUUGGAUGCUGACCAAGAUGGAAUGAUCAGUAAGGCUGAGAUGAAAACCUACUUUGUCCGUGCCAACUGCCAUGCCCUACGGAACAGUUUUAAGCAUGCCUUCCAUGAAACAACCUACUUCAAGCCAACAUACUGUGUACACUGCACAGGUUUGUUGUGGGGUCUAAUAAAGCAAGGUUGGAAGUGUAAAGAUUGCGGUAUCAAUGCCCACAAACACUGUAAAGACUUGGUUGUGAUGGAGUGUAGAGGCAAGCAGCACAUGGGGAGCAGUAGUCGAAGCAGCUCUCUCAGCAGUGGAAAUGGCCACGGAACGAGCAGUCCAAAAGCCUAUGAUCUCACCACUACUUCCAAGCGAAAGAUGUCCCACCGGUGGCGCGCCAAGCACCAGUCCACUCAGACAGAGGAAUGUGCAGACCUGAGCCCAAAGAAUAGCAUGGAAGAAGUGAAUGGUAUCAAUAAUGAAGAGUUUUACGAGGAUCCAACAUCCCUGUAUGAAAGACUGGUUGAAGCAGAGGAGACCAGAGACAAGCUCCUGGCAGAGAACAAAUCCUUAAAAGCGAAACUGGAAAACCAGAGUGAUCAAAUAACAACUCUCAAGUCCCACAUAGGACUGAUACGCCAGCACACCAUUACUUUUAUUCUGGAUCAGAUGGACACAUUGCACAUGCAAAGAGACACCGAGGUCUGAAAACAGUUGGUCACCAAGACUGUUCACAGGGAUUUUUUGAAUAAGAUAACAUGAAGAGUAGUUAGCAUGUGGUCAAACAAUCAAUCUUGUGUUCAUGUAUUUGAAGCAGUGACGUCAGUGAAACACAGCAUGUAAAAGCAAUGAACAUUGUCUUAAUAAAACCAAUGGGACUUGUGGUAAGUUCUGCUGGAUUUUUUUUUUAAUUUAAGGUUCUUAUACUUAUACCUACCUACAUGUACUAUACUCAUUUCUUUAAAUUCCAAACCUGAAUAUUUAACUGUGAUGAACCAGUGGAGCAAACAUACAGCCAAAAGUAUGUCAGUCAACUUGGUGAUUUGUAUACCUGCUUGUUUGAUUCACAAGGAACAGUUGUUUGGGACAUUCUGGAUAUGCAAAAGGCAAGGGGAAAACUUCCAAAUUGAAGGCAUUGUUUUGAAUAGUUUAUUUUGAUCUACAUUGUACCUCAGUACACCAACAAUAAGCUGUCUGAAGCUUUUACACACCAGACAUUGGUUUAAUACCAGUAAUUUCUACACCAUUUCUACACCAUGAAAGAACUUUUACACACCAACAAGGUUGGAUUGGUUUUCAGAAGUGGAAAAUACCUAUGGUUGACUACAAGGAAUGACUAAAAAAAUAUGAAAUUGUUUACACGAAACUGUGCUUUGUGUCUGAGAUGACAAAGGAUGUAAAAAGAAGAAAAAAGACUUAAUUUGUGGUGGAAAUGCUCAGUGAUUAUUAGUGUUUUUCUGAGACCUGCAUCAAAAGUGAACUCUUUAUCAUUAGAGUCAUUUUUUGUCAAGUCUAAGUCGAAAGGAGAUGCUCUGUGGUCAAAUAAUUAUAAAGUUUUCAUAAAGAGACUUUAACCUAGCAGGGUUGCUCGCUUGGUUCUUUAAAUAGAACAAUAAAGAACAACAACAGAGCUCAUAUCUGAUCAUAUAAAUGACUGCUGGCUGAAAGAAAAUAAGGCCAGUAUUGUAUAUUUAUUUAUUUUUCAUGUAAAGUAUUUAUUGUUAAUGAUUCCAAAUUGAAGGUCAUGCUUCUCAUGACACGGCUAUGGUUCUUGGUGUAAGGUAGUGGGUAGUUAAUUACUAUAUAUGCUUGAAGAUGUCUCUUUGCUAUGGAUGUGCAUUUAUGAUAACUUAAAUCCAAUAUUUAGUGAAUGAUGGGAUAGGAUUAUUUUUUCUACACAUGGUCAGAAUAUUAUUUCUACCAACAGUCAAUUUAUAUCAUUAUUUACAACAUAGGUUAUAGCUUUAAGUGUGUCUGUUGUUUUAUUUAUUUUAUUUCAUAUAUAUAUAUAGUUAACUUAUAAAUAUGUUUAUAAUAUCAUUGGUACUCCUAGGGCCCAUUUUACAAAAGAACUUUGGACAACUCAUUGGAUUUAACUUUCAAACCAAAGUUUUUGGCCACAAUAAAUUGCUUAUAGCCCUAUUUUAAGAUGAAAUAUUAUACCUAUUUGAAAAAAUUAAAGUAGACCAAAAAAAGAUCUAAUAAAUUCAGUGAAAAGUUCUUUAUCAAAACCAGCCCUUAGUUUACCCCAUCAAUUGAUAUUGCCCAGUGGUGCUAAAACAAGCCGUGCAAUCAUGUUCAUAAUCAUGUUAUUAUAUACAUAUAUGGUACGUGUAUGGACAGAGUCUGUUCAUUCCCCAUAAAUGGUUUAAUUUUUGUAUCAACAAUUGGUCCAAUACCUGUUUGUACUUUGUAGAGCUACUUUAUAGUUGGGAAAGUACUUUCGUUGGACCUGUAAAUAGUUGCAUUGAGGAAUAUUCAUGAAAAUUAUAUCCAUACUUUGUGAUCAAGCAGUCAUCACAUCCAGGUGAGAUAGAAACGAAAGUGUUAACUUAAGCCCAAAAAAGUAGGUAUCAAUAUUUUAUGAAUAUCAUUCAGCAUGCUUUGUAUUACUUUAUGACAUUAAAUCCAUGACAGUUAGUAGUGUUAGGGUUAAUGUUAGUGUUGCUGCAAAAUGACGCAAUAUCUUUGUUGCCCUGUCAACUUUGUCACAGUUUCAUAAGACUAGUGCAAUUAUCACACCCUUUUCCUUUUUUUCUUCAAUGAUUUUGAGUUUUUUACUUGAAAAUUUCCUGAACUAUCCAUUUAACUUUAUUU